Talaromyces stipitatus ATCC 10500 is the source of this 3727-nucleotide messenger RNA. RefSeq lists its product as uncharacterized. Bases 74 to 3727 code for a protein of 1217 amino acids. Lineage: Eukaryota; Fungi; Ascomycota; Eurotiomycetes; Eurotiales; Trichocomaceae. Gene Ontology annotation, biological process: DNA integration. The transcript is spliced from 2 exons. The record is from RefSeq and is a predicted model, not a curated record. Gene Ontology annotation, molecular function: nucleic acid binding.
CACUAAGUGAGCAGCGCAACAGCACUUUGCAGGCAUAUACAAUACUGAUCCGUAUAACGUUCCACGAACGAACAUGACAGAACAUCGCUUCUUCAACAAUAAUCUACGAUACCAGCCUCAAAACCACAGCCGCUUUACUCAGAAACCAUCUCAUCACUUCAGAGGUCCUAGAAACAACAAAAAGACAUGUUAUAUCUGCAAGAAACCAGGACACUUAUCAUAUAACCACUCGGACGAGGAGCGCGAGGCACACAAGCGUGAAUGGAAUAAAAACAGAUCUAGGAGUUAUCAACAAUUUAUGGCUGAAAUUGAGGGCUGGGAAUAUGACCCUGAAUCAAUUGAAGAACUAGCAUCAAGUGGCACUUAUUUUGAGGAUGACAGCAGUGAUGACGAACCUCCAAGGACCAAGGAUUCAAUUACUUCCAAAGAUUCAGCCAAUAAGAAUGCACCACUCCAGACUACCUCAACCCAUUUUGCCAGCGCUUUCUUCACUACUGAUGAGAAGCCAAAGGGAGAAUUAGAAAAGUUAAUUACUAUAGAGUUAGCAAAUCGAGCGACUAUGCACUGUGUCAAAGCCCUGGCAAUAAAGGAAGCACAAGAUGGCGACAAUAUAGAGAAUGACGUUGAAGAAAUGAUUAAUAUAAGCACCUACGUUUCGGCAAGCCGAUACUCUGAAGAAACAUGGCAAGGUAUUCUCAUUGACACCGGCGCUGCAGACUUCUCUACAGCCGGAUACAGUCAAUUCCUCGCAUAUCAGAAAGCUGUCAAGGGAGCUGUAAUAGACACGUCAACCGCAAAUUCAGUAGGGAUUAAAUUUGGCUCAGGCGAUCCUGUACGCUCAAAAGGCUCAGUCGAUGUUGACACACCAAUUGGCCGAGUCCAAUUCCAUAUCCUCGAAACAAUGACACCGUUCCUGCUCUCUAUCAAAGACCUGGACAGACUGAACGUGUAUUACGACAACACCAAAGAUCUUCUCAUUGGCUCAAAAGAGAAUAUGACUACCCAGGUUAUACGAAGAUUUAGCCAUCCAUUCCUUAUAUGGCAGGAGACCUACGAAUCAUGUCUCCUGGAAUCACUUGAUGAGAAUCCCUGCUUCCUCACAGAAACAGAAUUACGGCGCCUACACCGUCGAUUCGGUCAUCCCUCAACUGACAGAUUCUACCGCGUUAUCGAGCGCGCAGGCCACGACGCUGACCGUGAAGCAAUCAAGCAUAUUCGCAAAUUCUGUCAUCACUGCCAAAUCCAUGGUAAAUCUCCUGGCCAUUUCCGCUUUACAUUGCAAGACAAUAUACAUUUCAACCAUUCAAUUAUUGUUGAUAUUAUGUAUAUUGAUGGUAAACCUGUACUUCAUAUUAUCGACGAAGCAACACGUUUUAACGCCGCACGUUGGCUCCCUAAUAUAUCUUCAAGUGCAACAUGGGAUGCCCUACGUGUUGCCUGGAUUGAUACGUACCUAGGACCACCAGAUCUCAUUGCAACUGACGCUGGAAAGAACUUUGUGAGUAAGGAAUUCUCACAGCUCGCGACAUCUAUUGGCACCACUGUCAAGAGCGUUCCUAUUGAAGCUCAUUGGUCAAUUGGCAUGGUUGAACGCUACCACGCCGUACUACGUCGCGCCUAUACCAUCAUCUCCGACGAAUUGCCAGAUCUACACCCCGAUAUGGCACUACAAAUGGCCAUAAAAUCUGUCAACGAUACUGCCGGCCCCAACGGCCUCGUACCCACGCUUCUUGUAUUUGGUGCCUACCCACGACUUACGCAAAACGACGCACCAGCAAUAUCAGUUGAACAACGUGCUACUGCACUCAAGAAAGCAACUGCUGAGGUACGAAAAUUGUACGCACAACGACAAGUAAGAGAUGCACUCAAUACCCGUAACGGCCCGUCAACUACGGUGAUCCAUUCGCUACCACUCAACUCGAACAUCCUUGUAUUCAGAGAAGGAAAUACUGGCUAUGCUGGAAAAUGGGAAGGCCCAUACAAACUAUUAGAAGUCAAUAACGAGACCUGCACAGUCGCACUUCCAAGUGGCCCAACUCAAUUCCGCUCAACCGUUGUAAAGCCAUACUAUGCCGAGGACAUGCCACCUGAGGAUAUUGCCACUACUCUAGACCAUGAUAACGCACCUGAACCCCCAACACAAGGAAAUGCACUCCUACCGCCAUCGACUGUCAAAAUCCCCUCUCAACAACCGCAGCGCAACCGUCAACCAUCCGCUCAAUACCGAGAUGACGAUUUCGAAGCAUAUAUCAACAAUAAGGAGAUUACUCAACCUCGAGCUAACUUUGACGAGGUAUUGGAACAAACAAGAUUUACUGACUCACGCAAGCAAGAGGUGGAUGGCCUAUUGGAGAGAGAUGUCUUCCACUUCGUGCAUGAGAAUGAAGUUCCCAAAGGUGAACGUAUUUUUAACUCACGAUUUGUGGAUAAGAUGAAGAAUUCUGGCACCAACAAGGCCUUUGAAAAAUCGCAACUUAUUGUGCAGGCUUACAAUGACGAAGGGAAGGACUUCAUAUUGACUGAAUCACCAACUAUACAAUGCUGCAGUCAGCAUCUGAUUCUAUGCCUGACUGCCUGUAUGGUUACUCACUCCCUAUGGCUACGAGACGUUGUUCAAGCGUAUAUUCAAUCGCAAACAUAUCUUAACCGUGAUAUCUUCGUACGACCGCCACUAGAACUCGCCAUCCUCCUUUCACCAGGCACACUGUUAAAAGUCGUCAAGCCUCUAUAUAGGAUCCCUGAAUUAGGCAAUCAUUGGUUCAACACCUACCAUAGCCAUCAUACAGAGAAACUACAAAUGGAGACGUCAACCUACGACCCGUGUCUCCUACAUUGUAUUGACCCUAGCAAUGGCUUUGGCAUCGUUGGCAUGCAGACUGAUGAUACUCUUAUCCUCGCCGACAACGCCUUCGCUAACCGCGAAGAGAAGGAAAUUAAGGCUGCCAAGAUACAGUGCAAACCUCGCGAACGACUCUCGCCUACAAACCCGCUGAAAUUCAACGGUGGCCUCAUCUCGGAGACGGCCCAGGCGCUUGGUGCCUAUAUUGCUUCCUUAACGCAACCGGAAGCCGCAUUUGAUUAUGCCUUCGCAGCACAGAGCACUAAUCCACAGAAAGAGGAUAUCAAAUACCUCAACAAGCGCCUGCAAUGGCAAAUUGACAACCCAUACCGCGGCUUGAAGUUUGUCAAACUUAACAUCAACACCAUCAAACUAUACGCCUUUGUUGACGCGGCAUUCGCUAAUAAUAAAGACCUCUCGUCACAAAUCGGAUUCGUUAUUGUACUUGCCGACGCCUCGAACAACGCGAAUAUUGUAUACUGGUCCUCGGUCAAGUGCAAGCGGAUAACACGUAGCGUACUAGCCUCGGAGCUAUACGCCAUGGUCAACGGCUUUGAUUUCGCUGCCUCUAUCAAAGCAACAGUUACGCAGAUUCUACACCUCGAGAAUCCGCUCCCGCUAGUGAUCUGCACCGAUUCAAAGAGCUUAUAUGACUGCCUUGUGAAACUUGGUACGACACAAGAAAAACGACUCAUGAUCGAUCUCAUGUGUCUCCGCCAGUCAUACGAACGUCAAGAGAUUACGGAAGUCAAAUGGAUAGAUGGCAACAGCAAUCCUGCAGACGCCAUGACAAAGAGCAAAGCGUGUAGCGCUUUACAGGCUCUUGUUGAUACAAAUAAACUGCAUAUCACUGUCGACGGCUGGGUAGAGAGAUCCACCACUGUCUAA